AUGAGGCUCCUGGAUGGCCUGAGGUCUGGUGUGGUGAAACUAAUCAUCACCUCAGCUUCUGCAUCUGACUUCGGACUGUACAGAAUCUACAUUUUGCUACAAAACGAGUUGGUGCAUUGGGUUGAUUUCAACGUGACUGAAUAUGGACUGACAGAUUUGACCGAGAACAUUCCCAGCUCCAUCAGUCCUCUGAGCGGCACCGUCAGUCCUCUGAGCGGCACCGUCCGUCCUCUGAACGGCACCGUCCGUCCUCCUGCUCCUGAUGGAACACAACCGGGGAUGAUCUUCACCAUUGUCGGUUCUUGUGUCGGUGUCUUCAUCCUCCUCCUCCUCAUCAUCAUCAUCAUCAUCGUAGUUAAAUACUCGUAUAAAGAAAAGAUCACAGGGAGUCUGAAGAAGAGGAACCAGCCAGAGGACGACGUGGAAAUGGGUCCUGAGAGGGAACGUCUGAGUCGUCCAGGAGACGAGCCGUCCUCCUCUGAUGGAUCAGCGGGCGGCUCGGUGGGCCGGUCGGCCCUGCGGCCCCCCGGGUCCCGGUCGGCGGCCCCCCGCCCCCCGGUGGGCCGCUCCCCGUCCCCCACCCCAGCCAGCAAGCCCUCGCCGCCCGAGCACCAGCGCUCCCACCGGCCCUCGCUGCCCGACAUCUCCCGCCCCCCUCCCUCCGGCGGCGGCGGCUCCUCCGGCGGCGGCGGCAUGAAGCACAGCACCUCGGCGCCGCCGCCCCCUCCGCCCUUCAACCGGGGCGGGCGGAGCAACGCCCCCCCGGCCCCCCCCUCUCAGGGCAGGGAGAAGCCCUUCCUGCCCAUGCCGGGCCGGAACCCCGCCCCCCCCCCCGCCGCCGCCAAGCCGCCGCCGCCGUCUUCCAGCAGGCCCCCGACCGGAGGCUCCGCCGCCCCCCCUCCGCCGCCGCCGCCGCCGCCCUACAGGCCGCACUCGGUGGGGGGGGUCUCCAACGGGCCGUCCCACGUGGACGGAGCGCCGGAGCUGCCGCAGCGCCACAACUCCCUGCACAAGAAGCAGAACUCCGCCGGCCCGGGGCGCAGCCACGCCCCCCCGCCCCCCUCCGCCCAGCAGGGCAGCCGGCCGCCGCCGCCCGCCAGGGAGCCGCCCGGACGCCGAGCAGCUCCUCAGGCGCCUUCUCUGGGCUCUCGCAACGGGGGCCGCGACGCCCCCCCUCCCCCGCCCCCGUACCGCGGCCACAGCUCCGCCGGGUCCGAGCCCCUGAGCCGGGCGGGCAAGCCGCCCCCCCCUCUGUCCUCCGCCUCCCUCUCCUCCUCCUCCUCCUCCCGAACCCCGGCCGGACCUCCUCCUCCGCCCCCGCCCAUCCGCAACGGCCACACCUCCAGCUCCUCCUCCAGGUCCGUCAUCAUGGAUGAUUUUGAAUCGAAGUUUAACUUCCACCCGGUGGAGGAUCUCCCCCCCCCAGAGGAGUACCGGCCGUUCAGCAAGGUCUACCCCAGCAGGAACAACAAGGCCACGGUGAGAGGAGCUCCUCCGGCGCCGCCCGUCGGCAGGUGAGCGGCUCUCGGCUCAGGACAUGAACUCUGUGGCUGGACUGGACAGGCGGCGAAGAAGCACUCGAAUCACAACACACUCUCUCACACACACUUUCUCACACACACACACACACACACACACACACACACACACACACACACACACUCUCUCUAACACUAAACCAGCAGCCAGAAGCACCGUGGUGAACUUUCCCGCACUGCUCGGCGGUCACCUUCCGUCUUCCGCACGACAGACGAAGGACAAACCCGCUGAGAGGCGAGAGGAAGACUCCCGACAGAGCGCACUACUUAUCAGGACCAAGCCCCGCCCCCGCCACGCCCACCACGCCUCUGCAUUCCAGCUUCUGUUUUCAGGACCGUCUUUUCUUUUGCUUCUUUUUGAUACUCGUGGUGUCAUCAUUCCUUUGUGAGGGGAACCUGGAAGCCCCGCCCCCCCGUAGCGGGCGCCGUCGCCCACCUGGGGCUCGCCGGCGGCCGUUCCCUUCGUGAGCUUGGUUUUUGUCUUCAGCAGCCAUUCCAGCAGUGCCAGGCGAGGAUGCAGCUCCAGCCAUCACGUCUCUGUCUGUGUGCCAAACGGGGGCGGAGUCACAUGACGCCUCACUCUCCUCCACCUUCACUCCUCUCAGAGGACGGGAGGUGUGUCCUGCUCCCUGGCCCCGCCCCCAGCCACGCCCCUCUGUGGUACGGAGGUGUUGUUUCCGUCAGCUGAUAUUGAGCUAAACCGAGACACUGUGCAGAAUGUUGGGGUGUGUAUGUGUGCGUGCGUGCGUGCGUGCGUGCGUGCGUGCGUGUGUGUGUGUGUGUGUGUGUGUGUGAAGAGGACCCGCUAUGCUCCGUUCGGUCUCACAUGUGGAACCGGUCCGGUUCCUCCAGGACUCCCUCACUCCAGCAUCCGGGCGUCUUAAAGGGGCGGAGUCACAAACCCUCCGAGCUGCUGCAGCGGAAUCGAACACGGCGCCCCGAACCUGAGCAUAGCGGGUCCUCCUCAGCUCGUCCGCACGCCGUCCUGCUUGUGGCGGACUGCUUCACACAGCCAGCGCCGGGCCGGGCCGGGCCGCAGAGCCAGAGCUUUUAAAACGUGGUUUUCCUCUUAAAGCUCAGUAAUUGUCGGAUUUCUCUCCUCUACGUUUCGCUGUUCGGGGCGUUUAUAGAAACACAAGAAGCCAGUGUGACCAGAGAGUGGAGGGAGUUGAGUUUCUAUGCAAGAAGCAGUUUGUCGGGUAGCCGGUCGCAGCGAACCAAAAGGAGAAGAGAAGGACCACAUAAGUGCCAGAGAAGUGUGGAGGAGGAGAGACGGAGGCUCUUUACUUUAAUCUUUUUGAUAAAACGUUAAGCUUCUCUUUAAAACACUAAUGUUAUCAUGUUCUGCUUUAAGGCCAUGCAGGGAAAAUAAGAAAAUAAAUCAAUAAAAAUAAAAGUAGGAGUGAAGAAGCUGAUUGAGGGGUUGUGGAUUCUCGGUGCUGCAGCGCCCCCUGCUGGCCUCUGCCUUACUGAAAUCGGUACCUGUGCAUCGAUGCUUGUGUUUAUCAGGGGACGGUGACGACAGCCAAGUUUAAAGGAGUCUAUUUGAAAAUGCAAUAAAUAUUGUAUAUUUACACUACGGAACACGGUAAUCAUAGCUAUUGAUCUAUUUUUAUGUUGUAUAAAGCUUGUAAUAUAGGAGAGAGACAUGAUUCAGAGUUCUAAUGAUGGUCCAGAUGGGGGGAGCGGAACGCGUGUCGGACAGGAUCCACCAAAUCCUGAGUGUGUGUGUGGUUUAGGUCCAGGGAAAGCAACACUCACACACACACACACACACACACACACACGGAGUCGGACCGACACCUGCUCGUAUGAACAUCACUCCUCACGCUCUCACCCCUCUGAACAAACCCUGUGGUCACUUCCUGUUAAUCUGCCCUGUUUU
This is a messenger RNA of Salarias fasciatus (jewelled blenny), 3423 nucleotides long. Its product is annotated as WAS/WASL-interacting protein family member 2-like. Bases 1 to 1518 code for a protein of 505 amino acids. The transcript has 9 exons. The record is from RefSeq and is a predicted model, not a curated record. Lineage: Eukaryota; Metazoa; Chordata; Actinopteri; Blenniiformes; Blenniidae.